UAAAAAUGAAACUUUACAAGUGACUCGAGAAGAUUGUCAUUGUCUUAUUUCAAUGUAAUAAACGAGUUAUUAAUGCUAUGCUUCAGUGAGUUUUUAGGUGUAACUCGUUACACUUAACAUCAACCAACAAUUAAGAUUAUUAAUACACCAUACCUGAGUACAGACAGACGUGUGGUUUCUUACAAUGAUAAACUUUUGCUAUCUUUCGUUUAUUGUGACUUUAAUGGUACCGAGUAUUCAAUGUUUACUUGUUGAUGAGGGGAACAAUGAACCGUGUAUACAAGGAGAAAACUGUCUCCUGCCAAAAUGUUUCUGUCUGGGACAAAAGAUGCCACCAAAAAAUCUUACAGUAGAAGAAAUUCCACAGAUAGUUGUUUUGGCUUUCAAUGAUGCCGUGAACGUUCAGAAUUAUGCUUAUUAUUUGAAAUUGUUCGACAAAACCAGAAAGAAUUCCAAUGGCUGUCCGAUCAAGAUGACUCUUUUUGUUCAGGAUCUGUAUACCAACUACACUAUGGUGAAAGAUUUAUACAAAAGGGGAAUGGAAAUGGCAUCCCACAGCAUCACACACAAGCUUCCCAUUUCAUACUGGAAGGAGGCAAGUAAAAAGGAAAUUUCGUACGAAAUAAACGAACAGAAAUCCAGAUUGGUACAAAAGGCGGGAAUUCCGGACAGAGAAAUUAGAGGAUGGAGAAGUCCGUAUCUCCAACCAACGGGUGACUUGCAGUUUUCUGUUUUAAAUCAAAAUGGAUUCCAUUACGACGCCAGUCUAGGAAUCCAAAGACGAAAUUUGAAGGAAGAACUCUCUUGGCCAGGAACCUUACAUUAUAAAUGGCCGUUCAAGUGUGAAAUAAAUCCAUGUCCGGCCAAAAAUUACAGCUUGUGGGAAGUUCCUGUGAUAUCACUAGUCGACCAGGAUUCCCUCUAUCCCUGCAUGUAUGUUGAUUCCUGCAUUAAUAAACCCGAAGUCGAAGAGGAGGCGUUUCAGUUAUUAUGGAAGAACUUUAAUAGUUAUUACGCAAGGAAUAAAACGCCAUUUAUAUUAAAUAUUCAUGCUCGAUGGUUGAACACAGAUUUUCAAAUGGUUGCUAUGGAACGGUUUAUCUUAUCGUUGUUAGGAAUGGAUGAUGUUUACAUUGUAACCAUGCAUCAGAUGUUAGAAUGGAUACGGAACCCCGUUAAUCUGACCGAUAUUUUGGACUUUAAACCUUGGAAAUGUCCUGAAAAUGGAUCAAAGACUACGGUCUUCAGUUUGACAUUUUUGGCAUCGGUUCUAUUCAUUGGAAAUCUUUUUCUAUAAAAGAAUAAAUCAACCCCCGCUAAUGGAUUCCCUUCCCCGGUCAGAACCAUGGAACAGACAUUUGGAAUAAAUCAUGAUUCACAGGCAAUAUUUUAUGAGUUUUAGAUAAUGAUGUGUGUGUCUGCACCAGCUGGCAAACUAUAUAUAAUUUAUACCCGUGAGGAUACUCAAAUGAUAAUUUAUU
Patella vulgata (common limpet) is the source of this 1481-nucleotide messenger RNA. RefSeq names its product chitin deacetylase 1. Bases 185 to 1297 code for a protein of 370 amino acids. Lineage: Eukaryota; Metazoa; Mollusca; Gastropoda; Patellidae. The record is from RefSeq and is a predicted model, not a curated record. The transcript has a single exon. Gene Ontology annotation, molecular function: hydrolase activity, acting on carbon-nitrogen (but not peptide) bonds. Gene Ontology annotation, biological process: carbohydrate metabolic process.